This is a messenger RNA of Loxodonta africana (African savanna elephant), 952 nucleotides long. Its product is annotated as olfactory receptor 9G19-like. Gene Ontology annotation, biological process: sensory perception of smell; G protein-coupled receptor signaling pathway. The coding region runs from base 17 to 952 and encodes 311 amino acids. The record is from RefSeq and is a predicted model, not a curated record. Gene Ontology annotation, cellular component: membrane. The transcript has a single exon. Lineage: Eukaryota; Metazoa; Chordata; Mammalia; Proboscidea; Elephantidae. Gene Ontology annotation, molecular function: G protein-coupled receptor activity; olfactory receptor activity; odorant binding.
UAAACUCCAUUUGCAGAUGAUGUAUCCUUUAGCCAUGGAGAGGGCCAAUCACACCGUGACUGAAUUCAUCCUUGUGGGCUUCACAACAGACCCUGUGAUGCAGUUGAUCUUAUUUGUGGUUUUUCUUGGUGUGUAUACUGUGACCCUAGUGGGAAAUAUCAUGCUAAUAACAUUGAUCUGUAAUGACUCCCGGCUCCACACACCCAUGUAUUUUUUCAUUGGCAAUCUGUCAUUUCUGGAUCUCUGGUAUUCCUCUGUCAACACCCCGAAGAUCCUAGUGACCUGCAUCUCUGAGGACAAAAGCAUCUCCUUUGCUGGCUGUGUAGCUCAGUUCUUAUUCUCUGCUGGGCUGGGAUAUAGCGAGUGUUAUUUGUUGGCUGCCAUGGCUUAUGAUCGCUAUGUGGCCAUCUCAAAACCACUGCUUUAUUCUCAGGCAAUGUCCAUAAGGCUGUGCACAUUUUUAGUAGUAGCCUCAUAUCUUGGUGGAUUUAUUAACUCUUCCAUCAUCACCAAAAGAACUUUUGCCUUGAACUUCUGUGGUGACAAUGUCAUUGAUGACUUUUUCUGUGAUUUACUUCCUCUGGUGAAGCUGGCUUGUGGCAGAAAGGAUGGCUAUCAGACUCUACUCUAUUUCCUUCUGACCUCCAAUGUCAUCAUCCCCCUUGUGCUCAUACUUGCCUCCUACCUCUUCAUCAUUACCACCAUCUUGAGGAUCCGCUCCACCCAGGGCCGCCUCAAAGCCUUCUCUACAUGCUCCUCCCACUUGAUUUCUGUUACCUUGUAUUACGGCUCCAUUCUCUAUAUCUACUGUCGCCCCCGAUCUAGUUAUUCCAUGGAUAGGGACAAAAUAGGCUCUACCUUUUAUACUGUGGUCUUCCCGAUGUUGAAUCCUAUGAUCUACAGCCUGAGGAAUAAGGAUGUGAAAGAGGCUCUGAAUAAACUCUUUAAGUAA